Saccostrea cuccullata (small rock oyster) is the source of this 605-nucleotide messenger RNA. RefSeq names its product shematrin-like protein 2. Bases 55 to 561 code for a protein of 168 amino acids. The record is from RefSeq and is a predicted model, not a curated record. The transcript is spliced from 3 exons. Lineage: Eukaryota; Metazoa; Mollusca; Bivalvia; Ostreida; Ostreidae.
UUUUACCACUAUGACUUCCUCUUGAGCACAUACCUGUUUCGUAAUACUAACAAGAUGCGUUCCUCAGCUGUCUCUCUCGCUGCCCUUCUGGUUCUCGGCGUCGCACUUGUCCGCGCCGAUUACGGAUAUUCCAGUGGCGGAUCAUACGAUCAGUCGGGAUACUCAUCCGGAUACACAAGUGGAUAUGACCAGACCGGAUACGUUGCCGGAUAUGCCGGAGGAAUUGGUGGAUAUGACGCUGGAUAUGCCGGAGGAAUUGGCGGAUAUGAUGCUGGAUAUGGCGGAUACAGCACAGGAAUGAGUGGAUACGGACACAAAUUAUCCGGAUACGGAUCAAGCGGACAUGGAUACGGACACAAGAAAUCAAAGACCGUAUACGUGCCAUAUGCUGUCCCCACACCAGUUACCGCCCCGGUCCAGCCCGCUCCCCUCCCCAUUGGUCUGGGUCUGGGUCUAGAGGAUAACAAUGACCAAGGAGUUUUCGGAGGAAACGGUGCUCUUUUGGCUCUUUUAGCUCUAACACCAUUCCUUCUGAACGGUAACCUUAACCUCUCAGGUUAAGCGGUUACUGGCGGUUACCUCCCCUGCCUAAAUCACAACAAAAU